AUGCGUUUCCACAUUUUGACCCUCGCCAUAGCUUUCAUUUCAAAUGCAUGGGCUUGCAACUACCGCAACAUCGCCGGAGCCUGCACUUGGUAUGGAGAUGGUCCCAUCUGUGGUAGCUCCAUAGACGAUUCACACAGUUCCACAGAAUAUGAGCGCUUCGAUCACAAUCCCGAACCUGCUGUGGAGGCUUUGGAACUGGCUGUGUCACUGGCUACAAACGGCUCUGGUGUCGAACCUGGCCGGGAGCUCCUCACUCGUGACCUGCACCAUCGGCAUCACCAUCCUCGUCGUUCUUGUGAUGCUGAUUGA
Messenger RNA from Penicillium arizonense, 309 nucleotides. RefSeq lists its product as uncharacterized. The record is from RefSeq and is a predicted model, not a curated record. The transcript is spliced from 2 exons. Lineage: Eukaryota; Fungi; Ascomycota; Eurotiomycetes; Eurotiales; Aspergillaceae. Bases 1 to 309 code for a protein of 102 amino acids.